UGAAGACGUGUCUGUAAUUUACGACUUCCUGUCACUUUUUCAACGGUACAGGAAGUCGUCAUCGUGUCAGAGACCAAGGAAAUGGAGAGGAACAGGGCCUUAUCGAUACAGUAGCAGACAACAUAUUUGUGCACAUAAAACGAUGUUAUGUUAAUUGACGUUUACAUGGUGGACUAAUGUAGAUUGUCGGAACCAAAUGGAGUCCCAUGAGGAAAAGCCUAUAAUCUACACCAUGGAAAACAAGCCGAUUGUGACGUGUGCUGGGGACCCGGCCCUGUUCGCGGCCCUGUACAGCGCCCUGGCACAGCAGCUUCCGCGUGAGCCCAUGGAGUGGAGGAGGUCCUAUGGAAGAGCACCAAAGAUGAUUCACUUGGAGGCUAAUUUUGUCCAGUUUAAGGAAGACCUGCUCCCCAAAGAGGGGAAUAAAGCUCUCUUGACCUUUCCCUUUCUUCACAUAUUCUGGACAGACUGCUGUGACACGGAGGUGUACAAGGCCUCGGUGAAGGAGGACAUGCUGCGCUGGCAGACAACGCUGAAGCACCACGGCUCCCAGGACUGGCUCAUUGUGGUGGUGGAGAGCGACGCCAAGAAGAAGAACAAGACCAACCUCCUGCCCCGUACCUCCAUCAUGGACAAGAUCCGCAACGACUUCUGCAACAAGCAGAGUGACCGGUGUGUGUCCCUGGCCGACCCGCUGAAGGAGUCGUCACGCUCACAGGAGUCAUGGAGCUCCUUCCUAACGAAGCUCCGCACGCUGCUGCUCAUGUCCUUCACCAAGAACCUUGGCCGCUUCGAGGACGACAUGCGCACCAUGCGGGAGAAGCGCACAGAGCCGGGAUGGAGCUUCUGCGACUACUUCAUGGUGCAGGAGGAACUGGCGUUUGUGUUUGAGAUGCUUCAGCAGUAUGAGGAUGCACUUGUUCAGUACGAUGAGCUGGACGCACUCUUCACACAGUAUGUGCUCAACUUCGGCGCUGGAGACGCGGCCAACUGGCUGGGCUCUUUCUGCCAGCCGGUGCGCAGCUGGAACGGCCUGGUGCUGCGGCGGCCCAUCGACAUGGAGAAGCGCGAGCUGAUCCAGCGCAGCGAGGCCAGCCUCCUGGACCUGCGCAGCUACCUGUUCUCACGCCAGUGCACGCUGCUCAUCUUCCUGCAGCGGCCCUGGGAGGUCACGCAGCGCGCUCUUGAGCUCCUGCACAACUGCGUCCAGGAGCUGCGCCUGCUGGAGGUGUCUGUACUCCAGGGGGCGCUAGACUGCUGGGUGUUCCUCAGCUGCCUGGAGGUGCUGCACCGCAUCGAGGGAUGCUGCGACCGCGCCCAACUUGAGGCCAACUGCUCACACACUGUGGGACUCUGGACCUACGCCACGGAGAAGUUGAAGUGUCUGGGUGACCUGUGUGGGUUGGUGUCGAAAAAUGGGCCUAACUCAGAGGACCUGAACCGGACAGUGGACCUGCUGGCUGGACUGGGUGCAGAGAGACCGGAGACGGCCAACAGCCUGCAGAGCCCCUAUAAAAAACUGAAGGAAGCCCUGUCGUCUGUGGAGACGUUUGAGAAACAUUACCUGGAGCUGUCUCACGCUGCUAUGGAGAUGUACACGGCGAUAGGCCGCAUGCGGUCGGCACGUCUGGUCGGGAAGAGUCUGGCAGAGUUCUACAUGAGGAAAGGGGACCCUCAGAGUGCAGACGGCUUUCUGCAGGACUCUCUGAAGUCGUACGUGGCUGAGGGCUGGUCCCUGCAGGUCACACACACGCGUCGGCAGGUGGCCGAGUGCCAGAAACUACUGGGGCAGACUGAGGACUAUCUCCAGACGUGCGCUCUGCUGGCGAGCGAUGCCAACUUGACAGAUGAGGAGCGCAAGCACUUCUGUCAGGAGAUCCUCAACCAUGCCAACCAGAGCAGCCAGACCGAGAGCCAGGGUGAGUCGGUAGAUCAGAAGGUGGCCCUCAGCAUGGCUGCCUUUGCUCAGCUGCGCGAACUGCGCUUCCAGCCAGCCUCCCCCACCGUGCACGUGGGCGCCGCCCUGCAGCUGGAGUUGCGCCUGUGCAGCCUGAUGCCCGUGGCCGUGCGCCUGGAGCAGCUGGCCGUCAGUGUCCACUUCAGCCUGGAGCAGCCCGGCCAGAGGGGGUCCUCCCUCUCCACGCCCCAGCGCCGCAUCCCGGCCCAGUGUGCCGCGCCCGGCGGUGUGAGCCCGGAGGGCGCGGUGCUGUUCCCGGCCAUCAGCCCCGCCGGAGGGGGGCCGUUAGGCGCAGGGAUGGGGGGGGCAGGAGCUGGGGCCCCCGCAGCCCUGGAGCUGUACGAGAUCCAGGACCGCAGUCCGUCGGACAACACGCUCAACACCACCGGCGUGGUGUGCAAGAACGUGCACCUGUUGCUGCGGCGACAAGACAGCGCCACCUCCCUGGACACGCCCAGCGCUGGUGGCAGUGGCGGCUCCGUGACUUCGGGGGGUGCCGCAGCUGUUGCCAUGGAGGACAGCUCCCAGAUGUUGAAGACUCGCGAUGUGACGCUGUUGCCUGGCAACAACAGCAUCCCUUUUACUGCUCCAAGCCAGAAGCCGGGCACGUAUACUCUGAGGCAGCUCUCUGCGAUGGUGGGGCAGGUGCAGUUUGUGCUGCCUCACAUCUACCCUACAGUGCAGUACGAGGUCUACUCCCAGGAGCCUCAGCUCACCAUCGAGCCCCUAACAGACAACCUGUUGGCAGGGCUCCCUCAGAAGGUCAAGUUCACCAUAGUAACAGGACACUACACAGUAAAGAAGGGUGAUGCCCUGCAGCUUAGCAACACAGACUCAAUGCCCAUCCUGCACACAAACUCGUGUACGGCAAGAAUCGUGUCCAGUACUGGAGAGCUGGUUGGAGAGAGCGCUCUAUCCAUUCAUUCCAGCGAGAAGGUGACCAGCAUUUCCCUGCCGCCCACCCUCCCCUACCACACGCUGGACUUCCAGCUGGACGUCCUGUGCCACAUCCCGGCGUCCCCGGCGCGCCUGGAGACCGAGCGCCUCACCAACGGCGAGGUCCGCCACAGGCCCAAGAGCCGCACACGCUACAACAGCGGCAUGGCCUCCGUGGACCAAAAGGUAUCCAUAGACUGCCCUUGGUCCAUAUACUCCACUCUCAUCUCCCUCACCUUCUACAUCCCCUUCAAGGCCAAGCAUUCUCUGCUGUCAGCAGGGAAGAGGAAGUACAUCCAGGUGUGCCUACAGAACGUGUCGGACACAAACUUCCGGCUAAUGGACCCUAGCCUAACGCAGCGGCAGCAGAAUUCCUCCUUGGAGCUGGAUUCCCUCAAUCCUAAAGAACAGCAGCUGGUGCACAGUAAGCAGAGUGUGUUCUGCUUGUGGGAGGUGAAGUGGGCCUCAGAGCCUCCCGCCUGUCUCCAGUUCAGUUUCGUUGCCAGCUUUGCCCCCACUGAGCCAGCCGACGCCGAGUUCAAGCCCUACUGCUACGACUUCCAACUGGAAAGGGUGUCUACUCUGUACUGUUUGAGAGCGGAGAUCCAGCCGGCGGACGGGGAACCGCAGUGCCGCACUGGAACCCUCUGCGGGCUGGACGUCUCGAUAACACGUCUGACGGAACCCACCGACUCGGAGCGGGACGACGAGGAGUCCACUGAGAGUGAAGGGCUGCGGACCACCAAGCUCAUGUAUGAGGUUGUGGACAACAGUAGCAACUGGGCGGUGUGUGGGAAGAGCACAGGCGUGGUGUCGAUGCCUGUGGUGGCCAGCGCCACCCACCGGGUGCUGAUGGAGGUGAUGCCCCUCUUUGCCGGGCACCUGCCCUUCCCCAGCAUCAAGCUCCUCAAGUACCUGCCCCACAACGUCACCCCUGUCAUCCCGCCCGACACAGACAGCUGCCUGGAGAAUGACAACCUCUCCCUGCUGGACAAGGGCCUGGAGGACCAGUCCGACACGGCCAGCCUGCGCAGCCGAGGAAGCAUCCACUCCUUGGGCAGCAGCGACCAGCCGCUGCCUCCGGCCUCCCGGGGCCUCCCCAUGCCCCGCCUGGAGCCCUUCAGCCCCGGCCAGGUGUUCAACUGCAGCCAAGGUCGACAGGUGCUGGUGCUCCCUGCCACCGACGAUCACAUCCUGGAGGUCAACGCCACAUGACCCUGGUGGGGUUCCUGAUCUCAGCCCCUGCUUCGUGUGCCCCUCUCCCCUGAUCUCAAGCCCCACUAGCCCCCAGGCCUGGGCAAACCCAGGAGGACCAUGUGUUCCAUACCACUCCCCGUUUUGUGUUCUUGGGAGGUACUGAUGAGGGGAGAAGGGUGUACCCGAGCUGGUCCCCCCCCCCCCCCUCCACUUUUUGUUUAAGUCUCCAUUUUCUCUGGACUGGCUGAUUUGGUGGGUUGUCUUGUUGUGCUCCUAGACAGAAAACAAACAAAUUCAAACUGUUGGGUCGGAGCCUGAGGAUUUAUCUGCCGUCUCAAGGUCAUCGCACUCUCCGAAAAGAGCCUUUCAGUUCUGCUUCUUUCUCUCUCUUUUUCUGUCUCUCUUUUUCUUUUGCCCUCUUUUUCUCUCUCCUUUCUUGAACAUAACAAAUGGACUUGGUCACAAGAUUGCUUUAGAUUUCCUCUCUUUCCUCUUUAACCAUUCUGAUAAAUUCUCCUGUCUCCUAUCCUCCCUUCCCCCUUAUUCUACAAAUGGGAACAGCUGCGCCAACACACACACACACACACACAUGCACACACACACACACACGCACUUACAUGUACCAUGUACCAUGCCGCACACACACACACAUACACACACACACAUAUAUGCUCAGUCAGAAGAUAUUCAGGGAGGGCGGUGAUGGGACCGUUUCGCUGUGUUGUGCACCUGGGACUGCUUUGGACUGUGUGCAUCCAUCUGCACAUGCGUGUCUCAUGACCACCAGCAAAGAAUGGAGGGAGAAGAAAAGAGGAGAAGGCGAUUCAAAAUGGCGGAAGGAAAAGAGGAGAAGGCAGAGCUCCUCAGUCCUGCUGAUAUUGUCCUGUCGAGUGCCACUGUUUGGUUGUGCUGCUGCUCCGUCGUGCUUCUCAGUGUUGCUGUGUUAACUGUGUGUGUGUGUGUGUGUGUGUGUGUGUGUGUGUGUGUGUGUGUGUGUGUGUCCUUGAUGAGUGAGUGUGUGCUAGAUGCGCAGGUGUUCAUGUGUCUGUGUGAGCUGUGGGGUGGAGGUCUCCGAGGCACGCCAGGCCCCCCCCCUCACACUCGCCCUGACUGCUCUUACCUUGCAGCCAUAGUGCCAUCUACAGGCCACUGUAUAUACUGUUAAUACAUAGAUAUUAUUUAAGGAGAAAAUACUGUAUAGGCUGCACCAAAAAAAAGAACAACUAUACAGUUUUAAAGCAGGACAUCAACAAAAUAUCCUACCUUUUGUUUUUGCCUGUGCUGGGUGUGAGAGUCACAUAAUCAAAAUACUUAAAAGCAAAACUCUAUCCAGCCCUUUUUGUUGAUGUUUGUUGUUUUGGGAAAGAUUCUAUUUGCCUUAUCAUUUUUUUUAUUUGCUCUGGUUCAUAAAUGUGGAGCACUUUUCUUGUGGAAGAAGCUCGGAGCGUGUGCAGGUGUGCAGCCGAAAGCAUUUAGACUCUUCGUUAGGUUCCUUAGACACGUAGACACGCGGCUUGUCUGUCGCCGGCGUCGAUCAUUCAGUCGUCUGGUGUUGCCCGAUGUGCGGGUUAUUUCAUUACUCUGGCACAUGUCAGGUUUUAGUCACGUCCCCAUGGCAACGAAGCCUGGGGGUCGGUGAGGAGUGGAGCAGGCAUUGUUGUCAUAGUAACUCAGCCAGGUGACCACAAACACGUUUCAGUGUUUUUUUUUUUGUUUGUUUGUUUGUUUUUUUGGCAAGGUUGUUAAAGACAAUCCUGUCAAAGGUGUGUGCUUGUGUGUGUGACCUUGAUGCUAAAUUGUGGUGAUGUGCUGCUGCCCUUACACACUGGUGUGGUUGCAGACCACAUAGCCAAUGGUUUGAUGCCAGUCUUUGACAUUACAGAGAAAAAUGUCACUAACUGUAUUAACUAUCGGGGCCUAUGAGGGCAUCUUGGGGCCUGAGGCCGAGCAUGGAAGACCACCCUGUCCUUAAGGAACCAGCUUGGGGGUUUUGACUUUGGAACAGAUGAGGCUGACUGUUGGGCGAUUUCACUGCCCACCUGAAGACCAUAACUGCAGAAUCUACAAUGUGGCAGCGUCAGUCAACAUUGCUCUUCUUAACCUAGUCACGCCUCACUUGGCUUUCUUGUCUUUUGUCAUCUAUCCAGAGGCAUCAUGGAACGAAGUCUCACAAUCUCGCGUUUUGUGCCGUGAUUGAUAAAGAGCUAUAGUGACUCCAGCUGCAGCUAUAGAAGGGUCAGGAUGGAGUCAAGGGUUGUGACCUCUAGUGCUGAUGAUGUUUGAUGCAUGGAGCCACAAGUAAUUCUGGGUAACACUCAGAGUCUGAUGACAUAUUCACACCAGACAGUGUCCGAGGAUACUGUCUAAAAAAUGGUGCUCGUGGUAGAAAAGGCCAAGUCAGGUUCUCCAUCCAUGAGAGUGUUGAGGCUGGGAGAAGUCAGAAACUGUGCACUGUGUUUAUCAUCACCUCAGGUGUAGCUGUCUCUCCAGUGUAAUGAAAUAAUGUCUGGGCUCGUCAAGGACCCAGAGGAAGUUGGUGUGCUUUUUUUUUGGUCUGUGUACAUGUGGUAACGUAUCUUGAGAGUAAGGCACUUUGUUUUUUGUUUGUUUGUUUGUAUUGAAGUGUGUCUGUGCUCGGUCUGAAAAGUUGGCGGGUGCAAAACAUAAAAUGUGAAGACUGCUCUUGCCUGUGCUUGUUGCUCUGUGCCCCAUGUAAUGCAUCUGAUUCUACCCUCUAUUUAUUUGGCAAAUUAUCUUUGUUUUUCCCCCCAUGAUUUCAUUUAUUUUUUUAAAGGACUGUAGGUAAUUAAAUUAUUCAGCGACUAGAGGCUGGAAGGGAAUCAUAGCCUUUGUGACUUUCACACUAAAACAGGACCUCUGCUUUAGUCACGUGAUUCUUUAAGGGUUAAAAAUGACAAUUGACACUUUUUUUUGUUUGUUUGUACAUUACUCCAUUAGCAUCCAGCACCACAGAUUGUAUUUAGAGUAAUUAUUUAAAUGAGAAGAAUAUGUAUGCAUUACACAAUUGAAAAUAUACUUAUGUUUUAAAAGGA
Molecule: messenger RNA, 7143 nt
Organism: Clupea harengus (Atlantic herring)
Lineage: Eukaryota; Metazoa; Chordata; Actinopteri; Clupeiformes; Clupeidae
Gene: trappc10
Product: trafficking protein particle complex subunit 10
Biological process (GO): early endosome to Golgi transport; intra-Golgi vesicle-mediated transport
Cellular component (GO): TRAPPII protein complex
Source: RefSeq, a predicted model, not a curated record